AUGAACUACAAUAGUCCUGUGAAUCACAUUGAUGCUGUACAGCGCAUUACGCAACGCAUUGAUGCGAUUGGUGAGCGUGAUCCAGGUAUUGUCAUGGGACUGUCGUGGUAUUAUAUCAAGCUCAUUCUACUCACGGGCUUUGGUUGGGCUAUGGACUCGAUGGAGACCUUUAUCUUUACUUACUGUGCUGCUCUAAUUCGAGAGGAUAUCCCACAAAGUUCACACGAGGCCUCAUUCCUAGGCGGUGCUGUCUUUGUUGGGUCUUUUAUUGGGUCUUUUCCCUUUGGCACAUUGGCCGACAUGUACGGACGCCGUCCUAUAUUCAUGCUCACGCUUGUACUCUUCCUCAGUGGCCUCUGCUUCUGCGCACUGAGCUGGAACGUCACAUCCAUCACAUGCGCGCGCAUUAUCUCAGGUAUUGGUCUAGGUGGAGAGCUGCCCGUUGCGUCCACGCUCGUACAGGAGCUUUCCCCGAAGAAGACGCGCGGCAAAAUUAUUGUCCUGCUUGAAUCUUUUUGGGCCAUUGGUUGCAUGAUGGCCGUCGUCAUGGCCUUUGGUGCAGCACCCAGGAUUGGUUGGCGCGAGACUUUCUUUAUCUGCUGCGCUCCCGUGCUAUACGCUAUUGUGAUCCGUCUGUAUAUCCCGGAGUCGCCAAAGUGGCUCGCCAGCGUUGGUCGUUACGAUGAGGCCGUUGCUAUCGUUGAGUCGAUCGAGCGCGCCCACGGUCUGGAACCAUACGACCCCAAGUCGGAGAACGAUAGCACCGAGGUGCAGUCAAUUCCCCAGCUUCCUGAUUCCCACAUCAAGCGCGUUGGCAUGCUGUUUCAGCGCCAGUUUCGCGUGCGCACUACUGUUCUGUGGACGCUCUGGUUUAUUAUCUCAAUGUCGUACUAUGCCAUCUUCAUCUACUUGCCCAACCUGAUUUCUCUCAAGGGCUACGACAUGAACGGUCAAUGGGAGACUAUACUCAUCAUUACAGCUUUCCAGCUUCCAGGCUACUUUGCUGCUGCGUGUCUAGUAGAAGUCAUUGGCCGCAAGCAAACGCUCGUUCUUUUCCUUAUUGGUGCCUUUGCGUCCGCUAUUACUAUGGGUUAUGUCAACGCGACUAAGACGCUUGUGACAGUAACGGGAUCGUUUACGUCCUUUUUCAUGCUUGGUGCGUGGGGCUGUGUGUACGCAUACACUCCCGAGAACUAUCCAACAGCCAUCCGUGGCAUGGGUGCAGCGUAUCCGUCCGGUUUCAGCCGCAUUGGGUCUUUCAGUGGUCCGUACCUCUGCGCCUCCAUGUUUGGUGAUUGGAAUGUAUCUUUGCAAGGUAUCAUGUGGGUAUUUGGAGGACUGCUUAUGGUAGUUUCUGCCAUUGUAUUAAUCUUCGGCUAUGAACCUCGUGGCAAGAAUAUUGAAUUAUACGACGAUAAUCACAAUGAAAAGUCCAUUAUCUUUGAGGCCAUUAAAACGCCCGAGUAA
Peronospora belbahrii is the source of this 1467-nucleotide messenger RNA. The record is from the annotation of a GenBank genome assembly. Lineage: Eukaryota; Oomycota; Peronosporomycetes; Peronosporales; Peronosporaceae.